GAUUGUCACUGCAUUGGCGUCAAUUCACAGGUACAAGGUGAGCAGCACAGUGGGCUCCUUCCAGUACGGCAGCGUGAGCAAGUCGUCCUUCGAGCCCAGAGUGGUGCACACGGAAUUGUCCCACAACGACAUGUCGACCGAACCCAUCAUCGUCAGCGUGAAGCGGACCAAGACGCGGACGCACCAGUACUCGUGGCAGACGCAAAACACUAUGAGCGUGGGUCACUCGCUCUCCAUCGAAGUGGGCCUGCCCAAGGUGGUGAGCAUCACAGGCUCGUUCAGCAAAACCGUGAGCCUCAGUAAAACUACUGGGCAAGUCGAAACCGUCUCGGAGGAGUACACCGCCGAAGUGAAAGUCACAAUUCCGCCAAUGAAGUCGGCAAAAAUUGAGUGGGUCAUCACCGAUGUCACUCAGGAAAUUCCAUGGACCGCCCAGAUUGACGUAGAAGGCUGGUUCGCUAUUUGGUUCCGGAAAAGGGUCAACAACCACUACCUUUGGUUCUACCCGGUCAGUCUCCUCGAGGACCCGCUUCUGAAAGAAACCAAAGAAGGAUUGAGCUACACGGCAAGGGGCAUCUUCACGGGCGUCCGCGGGACCAAUUCAAGCCUUCGCGUGAGCCAGUACAACAACGGGGCUUAUAGCGGGAAACCGACCAAAGUCUACACCAUUCCUCUGCCCUCACCACGCUUGCGUAUAGGAGGUUAUUAUGUCACACUGUAAAUUCCAUUAGAAUCCGAAUAAAGACGGUUUAGACUUGCGA
Messenger RNA from Ixodes scapularis (black-legged tick), 761 nucleotides. RefSeq lists its product as uncharacterized. NCBI's taxonomy places the organism in Eukaryota, Metazoa, Arthropoda, Arachnida, Ixodida, Ixodidae. The record is from RefSeq and is a predicted model, not a curated record. The transcript has 2 exons. Bases 131 to 721 code for a protein of 196 amino acids.